Molecule: messenger RNA, 648 nt
Organism: Closterium sp. NIES-65
Lineage: Eukaryota; Viridiplantae; Streptophyta; Zygnematophyceae; Desmidiales; Closteriaceae
Source: the annotation of a GenBank genome assembly
AUGGGUUGGAGAGGUGCCUUGGAGUGUGGGGCGGGGUAUCUCUCCCUCUCACAUCCCCUCUACCCGUCCUCCCUCCCGUCCACCUCCCCUCCUCACCUGGGGACGGCCUUCAGUCGCGUAGAUGGCAUCACAUCAAGCUGCCUAUCAGAGCUGCAUGGGUGGUCAAGUGGGGUACCUUUCCCGCUCACCUCCCUCUCACUUCCCCUCUACCCAUACUCCUCCCCGUCCACCUUCCCUCCUCACCAGUGGACGGCCUUCACUCUAGAAGCUGCAUCCCAUCAAGUGGACGGCCUUCACUCCAGAAGCGGCAUCCCAUCAGACAGUCUAUCGGAGCUGCAUGGGUGGUGGAGUGGGGUACCUUUCCCGCUCACCUCCCUCUCACUUCCCAUCUACCCAUACUCCCUCCCGUCCACCUUCCCCCCAACAGUAGACGGCCUUCAUUCUCGGAGUGGCAUCCCCUCUCACCGGCUAUCUGAGCUGCAUGGAUCGGUGUACCGGGAGAGUUGCCUGCACUUCGGGGAGAGGAUAGACGAUGAGGAGCUGAGGACGGCGAGAGAAGCAAGCAUGGGCGCACACGUGGCGCUCUGCCUUGGGUCCUCCUUCAAGGUCCGUCUGAGUGGUGGCGGUCCCUUCAAGGUCCGUGACUAA